AUAAGAAUAUCACGAUUUAUUUUUCACUCAUUUAAAAAUGAAUCUUUUUGGAAUAUUAUGGAUAUCGGUAUUUUUUGUGGUUCCUCAUAAGGUAUUAAAGACAAAAUGCCCUCGAUAUUGUAAGUGUUUCACAAACCACACAACAAUCUGUGAAGGACAUCACAAAAAGCUACAGUAUAUUCCUCCUCUGCCCGAGGACACCACCACUCUUCUGUUCAAAGAGAAUUAUCUGAGGACUUUAGAGCCGGUGACGUCUUUAUGAAUAUCUCGUCCUUACAUCUAACAAAGCUCGUUUUAAUAAGAAAUGCAAUCCACAAAGUCGAUAAAUGUGCCUUCGAACUGCUUCCACGUCUCCAAAUCUUAGACCUGUGUGAAAACGGGGGACCCCACAGAAUUAAUCUAAAAACUGUAUUCUAUGGAUUACAAACUAGUCCAAUACAAGAAAUCUACUUAGUACAAGUGAAUAUUUAUAACGUACAUGAAGAGGAUGUAGAGUAUUUGAGGAAUACAAGUUUGAAAUUCAUUUCUCUGGAUGGCAAUAAAUUAAAAAGUUUUAAUGGUUUCCUAUUUUCCCAUCUUACGAAGUUGCAGGGAGUUUCUCUUGAAAAUAACAGAAUUAAAGAGGUUCAUUUUAAUAGAACUUUUCGUUAUCUUAAAACAUUAGUUUUAAAGAAGAAUAAAAUACCAGACGUGCCAGUAUUCUGUUGUGAUUUUGAAUACAAACAAUCGUGUGUUCCAAACCUUGAGUCCCUUGAUCUAAGCUUUAACCUUUUGAUUGUUGUAAAAAGUCGGCAGUUUCGUGGACAAUGCUUACCUAACCUCAAAUCAUUGAAACUUGGGCACAACAAAAUUAAGACUUUGGGAGCCAAUCUUAUAAACCGUUUACCGUCUCUUUUAAAUCUGUCAAUCGAUUCUCUAGACCUUCAUGUUACUGUUGCUGUUUCUGUUUUUAAUAGUACAUCCCUGCGUAGUGUGACCUUGGCCAAUAAUGUAAACUUUUUCACAGACAAUGAAGAUUCGCUUUUAUUUUACUAUUGUCCAAACCUUGAAGAACUAGAUCUCACCAGCGUAAACCUUUAUGUGAGAAGUAAGACAAAUAAAAAGAUUUUCAAUUUAUUAAAGCCACUCAGGAAGAUUCAGACAAUGCUGUUAGAUUGGACAUCUUUAUCCACAUUUCCGAGUGGUCUGUUUUCAUGGCUGCCAGAAUUGGCUCAUCUCUCUUUACAAAAUUGCAAGUUUCACCAAGCUCAUCUGCAUGCAUUCGCUAAAGCAAGAAUAAAGAGAUUACAGUUAGAUGGUAAUCUCAUUUCUACGAUCAACGAUACGUCAUUACCAUCAUAUGCCGAAAAUAUUGGCCUUAGAAAUAAUCCUUUCCAGUGUAAUUGUGAUCUGGAAUGGUUUCGGAACUGGAUUAUAAAAAAUCAUCAAAAGCUUAUAGGUUGGCCAAAUGGAUAUGUCUGUUCAUCACCAAAGAAUUGGGAAGGAAAGAAAUUGAAAAGCUUUCAUUUGUCUUAUUCGUUCUGCCAUCCCCUGAACCCUUAUAUUAUUAUAGCAAUCGGUGUAGGAGUAGGAACUCUGAUCAUCGUUUCUUCGACGAUAAUUCUGUAUCGCAAUCGCUGGAACAUCAAAUACUACCUGUAUCUCCUCAGAGCCAAGAGGAGGGGAUACCAAAACCUUGAGGGUCAUCAUUUCCUGUACGAUGCUUUUGUUGCGUACAAUUCUAAGGAUCGUGUAUGGGUCAUUUCAGAAAUGAUACCAAGGCUAGAAAAGAGAGAAAAUUUGAAACUUUGUUUGCAUGACAGGGAUUUUGAACCUGGUAAAUUCACUGUAGAUAAUAUAACUGACUGCAUCCGCAAUAGCCGUAAAAUACUCAUCAUUUUAUCCAACAACUUUGUGCAAAACCACUGGUGUCGGUUUGAAAUCUUAUUGGCACAGUCGCUGUAUGAAGAUAAUGCUUUGGUGAUAGUAGUUGUGUUGGAAGAAAUUCUGACUAAAAACAUGAGUAAUUCCCUACAUGUAUUGAUGAAAACAACCACUUUUAUUGAGUGGAUUGAUGACGUUUCGUUGCAGGAAAAAUUUUGGGAAAGACUUGUUUCUGUUGUUAAAUCGUGAAACAUGUAGUUUUAUUCAUCUCAGACCGAUAAACAUUGCUAUAUGAAUGAAAACUUCCCUAUCAUAUCAUAAGAUAUGCCAGUCUUUGUCUGCUAACUAAAACUCAUAUUUUACUGACAGCGGAAUUAAAAUCUUUUUGUAUAACAGCAAUGCAAGGAAAUGAAUAUAUCAUCCUGUACAAAGCCAUUUAUACGGUGGUAUAUUUAGGACACGCAUUUAUUUUUUUUUAAAUACCAGAAAAAAAUU
Molecule: messenger RNA, 2358 nt
Organism: Saccostrea cuccullata (small rock oyster)
Lineage: Eukaryota; Metazoa; Mollusca; Bivalvia; Ostreida; Ostreidae
Product: toll-like receptor 13
Exons: 1
Coding region: 259-2112 (617 amino acids)
Biological process (GO): toll-like receptor signaling pathway; immune response; inflammatory response
Cellular component (GO): plasma membrane
Molecular function (GO): transmembrane signaling receptor activity; protein binding
Source: RefSeq, a predicted model, not a curated record